Messenger RNA from Suillus paluster, 669 nucleotides. Its product is annotated as glutathione S-transferase. Bases 1 to 669 code for a protein of 222 amino acids. The record is from RefSeq and is a predicted model, not a curated record. Lineage: Eukaryota; Fungi; Basidiomycota; Agaricomycetes; Boletales; Suillaceae. The transcript has 7 exons.
AUGUCUAAGCCUUUUAUUCUCUAUACCGCUGGUACUCCCAACGGUCACAGAGUCAGUGUUUUCCUUGAAGAGCUCAAAGCUAUCUAUGGCAACAAGGUCGACUACGACGUCGAGGAAAUAGCCGUCUUCAAAAACGUCCAAAAAGAGCCCUGGUUCAUCAAAUUGAAUCCCAACGGAAGAAUCCCAGUCCUCGUCGACCGCCAGCGGGAGAACUUUGUAGUUUUUGAGACUGCUGCUAUUUUGCUUUAUCUGGAACAGCAUUAUGAUCCGGAGUUUGGGCUUGGGUUUGACCCUGUGAAGCAGCCGAAUGAGUAUAGUGAGAUGAUUCAGUGGAUGUUUUGGGCGCAUGGUGGUGUUGGGCCUAUGCAAGGGCAAGCGAAUUAUUUCAACCGUUUCGCUACGGAGGACAUUCCCUACGCGAAGAAGCGUUACUUCGACGAAACGAAGCGCCUUUACGGCGUGAUGGAGAUUCGUCUCCAAGACCGUGAUUACCUCGCUGGUCCCGGUCGAGGCAUGUACAGCGCCGCAGACAUCAACGUUUUCCCAUGGAUUCGCGCUCAUUCAUGGGCAAGUAUUGAAUCCAUUGAUGAAUGGCCGCAUCUCAAGGCGUGGUUCGAUCGUAUCGAAGCUCGCGGACCUGUCAAGGCUGGUUGCUGUUCCGUAGUGUAA